GUUGUACCUUGCUAUCAACCUUCUCCCAAUGCUCCCAAUGUUACCUGACCGCCCCCCGCCGUAGAACUGUCAUCGCAAAGAAGUCCACUAAGCAUUGAUCACUAUUAUCAUUCGGUCGUCUUUCUAUCGCUGUGUGUAUUAGUUGUCGUCGUUAUCCGGUAGUCGCAGCAGUCGUAGCAGCAGCAGUGAAAUCGCCGAGACUAGGAACAACACCCCUCGACUGACGACGUUCGUCAGCAUCAGCAGCAAUAGCAAAGAGUGAACUAUAGUGAGUGACGAACGCAGACUGGCACCAAACGACAGGCGGAUUGAGAGCAACGAAACGGAUCAACGUUUCACGACGUACUUACGUCAGUCAGCGACUGCUCAGCGUCAACAACUGUCAACGACUGCGAGUCUAGCCAGCUAGCCGUCCAUUCAGGCAACCCCCUACAAGCAGGCGUUGACAGCCGAAACUAUACAAGAACGAAUUGCAGGAAGAGGACUAAGACGAAUUUCGUGAACAAACAGUGCUGCGAAACUGCUGGAACAUUGCAAGCAACCGAGUAUCCGAUCGUUCAGCAGUUAUCACCAUGGCCACCCUCAACCCCGAGUACGACUACCUCUUCAAACUGCUUCUGAUCGGUGACUCCGGAGUCGGCAAGUCAUGUCUAUUACUUCGUUUCGCCGAUGACACCUAUACAGAAUCGUACAUUUCAACAAUUGGAGUGGAUUUCAAAAUUCGAACCAUUGAGCUUGAUGGUAAGGUCAUCAAGCUACAAAUCUGGGACACAGCUGGUCAGGAACGGUUCCGUACAAUCACCUCGUCGUAUUAUCGUGGAGCACAUGGGAUUAUUGUUGCGUACGACGUAACUGACCAGGAAUCGUUCAACAACGUCAAACAGUGGCUUCAGGAGAUUGAUCGCUAUGCCUGCGAGAACGUAAAUAAGCUUCUUGUCGGAAAUAAAUGCGACCUCACCACAAAAAAGGUUGUCGACCACUCGACCGCGGCCGAAUUCGCCAAGCAGCUUGAUAUCCCAUUUCUCGAAACGUCAGCCAAGGACUCAACCAACGUUGAGCAGGCAUUCAAGAAGAUGGCCGAGGACAUCAUGGCUCGCAUGGGUCCCGCCAGCAGCGAGCAAAUGCGAGCCGCUGGUGAAGGAAGGAUCAACCCGUCAACGCCCGUCAAACCAAACCAGGGCGGCGGAUGUUGUUAAGAUGGUAUCCCAAGGUGCUCUAUCGAUUUAGGAAUUGCGCAAAUAUGUUUUCUUCGCCGCUGCAGAGAAAGACAACAACAGCAACAAUAUACAAAAAAAGACAACAACAAUAAAAAUACCAAGAAAAAUCCCCAUCAGCUAUCUCUUCUGCCGCUGCUAUAACUACUAUUACAAGAAUGACAACAAAUUAAGACGAUGUAACGUAACGAGAUCGGAGGUAACCACGUCAGCUCAGAGACUCAGAUAAAAAAAAAAAAUAGGAGAAACCAAUUAUUGCUGACUAUACCUGUGUCUGUAGAGGAGAAAAGGUUGUUGCGCGUCAAUCUGUGCAAUUGUCCCGCCGUAACACGUCCCGUCGUGCGGCUGUCUCUGGUAUGGCCGACUCGAAGGUUGGGCUCGUUUGUUUGCCAGUGUCGCCGCUAUUAUUACAGUUACUAUUAGACUAAGAAUACGAACUAAUCAUUCAUCAAGCAGCCAGCAGUAAACAGUAGACAGCCAACUUCGCUCACCAGUUACCCACACCAUUUGUACUUGUUCUAUACCUGUCGCAAGUAACAGUAGUAAUAAUAAGAAUAAUUCUAAAAUAAGUAAUUAUAAUAAAGAAAAACAACAGAAGUAAAUGAACCGACUCAGCACCGAGCAUCAUCCCGUUUCGUGGUGAAAUAUAUUGCAGGAGUAUGAACAACGUUCAUAGGCGAAGAGAUUCUUAUAAAUACUAAAUAUACAUAUAUAAUCCACAUACGGUCGAUAUAACAAUCAGAAACGAGUGUAAGGUGGAGAGAGGAAAAGGAGCGGUUAAGCACAGGAGAGCGAGAGCAAAAAAUCAUCGAGAGUUUUCAAGUUAUAGACACUGAUGUGAGUGUAGGUGAAGACUAUAUAUAUAUAUAUAUAUAUAUAUAUAUAUAAUGUUACACUUACCACUUCAUUAUUUGAUUAUCCGUUGAUAAGAGCUAACAGUGUCAAGUGACAAAGAAAUUUCUGUGCUAAAGACAAACGAGUUCAAAUAGGCAAAAAACACGUUGUUUAAUGGCGUUGGCCUUUAAGCGGAUGUGUGCCCUAUUUCUAUUACAGAAAGAAAGAAGCGAUACAGUAAUUUGUACCUUCCCGUAAAACACUGACACAAGUACAUGCACGCACGGGUAUCCAUGGUUAAUCGCAAUUCUUUGCUUUUUUACAAUAUUGCCCUCAGUCGAACCAGAUCACCCUACAAGUCGAUGAAUAUGUCCUAAUAUCCUUCUACAUGAAUACGUUCAAGCAAAGAAGUAUAACGUUGUCGCUGCUUGUCUGUGUACUCGACUGUUUAUCCCUUCCAGCUACUGCUACUAAUGGUUAUUCAAUUGCGUCAUGUUGUCAUCAAAAUGUUAAUCGUAGGCAUGUGAUGCUCAUUCUGAAAUCUUUACGAAUUCCUUCCUAUUGAAAGAAGUGACUAGCGAAAACGCAUGGAGUGCUUAUGGUAGACGGCACAUGCAUACCCAUACCCAUAAAUAGAGUGGCGGCGAUUCUGGAAGCGGCUCAACGAUAGCAGUAAAAAUAAUUAAAAUAAACGCAGUAGAAUCGCAGUCAGUUGGCCAAGGCAAUUUCUAAUAGGCAGGCAAAUCCAUGAAAUAAGGUGAAGUCUGUUCACGGACAAUGAAACCUCCUGUGCGUCUGCAUUGAAAACCUUUUCCACCACUUCGCUUCCUGCUUGGCGAUUAGCACCGUACCGGUGAUGUUUGCGUUUCCUGCCAUAAGAUGGUAUGAUUGAGAUGAACUUUGACGUGAAGUUUUUGUAGGGAUUUUUUUUGGAAGUUUUAGGAAAUCGUGUGGUAAAUAGUUAUUGCCAAUCAUUGAGCAGUUGCACGGAUAUAUCGGUGGUGGAUGAUUUUUCGGUGGCGCAGUCGCGAUAAGUGUUGAGCGAAGCUGCAUAUUAAUAGAUUUAGAUAAAUUAAUGAGAGACAUAGCACAGUACAUGAACACACACGCGCACAAACACACAACCCGGCAAAACGUACGAGAACUGCAGCGGCGAAUAAUGAUCGUUUGCGGAAAAACGAAGAAGUGAAUAGGUUUACGAUAUGUGGCGGUGGCUUGAUCAACUUAGCCUGCUAUAGGACCGCGGGCAAUUUGGCUGCUGACACGUUUCGCGCGUUCUGCUACUAGGGCCAAUGAAGUGCCACACAAGACAGUCGAAGCGUGAAAUAUGAGGUCUUGAGUUCUGAGCUGCUGCGGACUACAGUUUUAUAGACAAGCUACGUUACGUGCUAAAGACAGCAAUGACGACAACCCUGGCAACAGCAACUAAUGAAAGAAAAAAUAUCACAUGAACCAUAUAGACCCAUAUAUAAAUGCAACGGGAAAAGUCCGAACGAGCGAAAAUAACACACAUGGGUAAGCGAGAAAGUAGAAAGGGGCGCGAGUACGAGACAUAGCGAGAAAGAAAGAUGAGGAUAAAAGAUAUAUAUAUAUAUAUACAUAGUGGUAAUAAUUAUGAUAAUAAAAUAAGCUUGAUGAAACUGAUGAGAUGGUGGAGAUAUAAUUAUGAGAUAAAAGCGCGAUGAAAAAUAGGCAGAUUAUAAUGGUGAUUAUGGUGGUAACUGACCAAUAUCUCUUUAUAUAUAUAUAUAUAUAUAUAUAUAUAGGCGUGGUGAGAAGGCGAGGAUGGUGAGACAGGAAUAAAAGGAAAUGAUGAAAAGCUGAUGCUAACACUGGCAUACCAUAAGGACAGGAAAUACUGAUAAUAAAGGAAUGAUGUGGAGGUAUAAGGUGUACUAGGAUAGCAGAAAAAAUCACACGCGAAAGCGAAAGUUCGUAGAAAUAAAAAUAAUCAACGAAGACGAGAAAUUUAUCAAACGCAGUGGAUACAAGCGGUGUGUAGUGAUCGAGAUUAAUUAUAACAACACAAAUAAUGAUAAUAUAAAAACAACGACAGCAAAAAAAAAAAGAAAAAAGGUAAACUACGAGAAAACGAUUUCCAGAGAAAAUUCGCAUCGUGUAUAUGUAAUUAAUGCUAUCACUAAUAAUCAAAUGGUAGGAGCGCUAUGGUAACAUCAUCGGUGCUAUUUUUGCCGACGAUAAUAGCAGCCAGACAAAAGUUGAAGAUCGUUGUGCACACACAGACGUAGAAAAUACAGACCGAAAAAAAGAAGUGAGAAGAGAAGCCGAGAUCCAAAAUGGAUUAAAAUGACGGAUUUCGAUUUAUUGAUCGACUUGAUGCCGGUGGCCUAAUGCCCUGCAAUGCAUCGGAAUGAAAUGAAUGCAAGAAGAAGUUAAUGAGGGAGCGGAGGCUCCUCGAUGGUAAUUGAGGACAACACGACCAUAAUGGUGACCAUCUGAGCAGAUGUGCAUGAUGACGAGGUUGAUAAGAGAAACGAUAUGAUGAUAAUUAAAACUGACAACAACAAAUAAAUUAACACCACAUUCUAAGUUAUGCAUCAUUUUUGAAA
This is a messenger RNA of Varroa destructor (honeybee mite), 4618 nucleotides long. RefSeq names its product RAS oncogene family member Rab1 (gene Rab1). NCBI's taxonomy places the organism in Eukaryota, Metazoa, Arthropoda, Arachnida, Mesostigmata, Varroidae. Gene Ontology annotation, molecular function: GTP binding; GTPase activity. The record is from RefSeq and is a predicted model, not a curated record.